AUGUCCAGUUCAGACAUUCAGCUCAAAAAGCAGGCAGCUGUAGACGCCCUGAAGGCCGAAUGUGAAGAAAAAUGGACACAAAUCACACAGUUAUAUGAAGACAUCCAGACACAAAAGAAACCCCAUGAUGAGCACGUGAGAGAUGAUCCUCUGUUGAAAAUCUACCAGGCAAAGGAGAAGAGGUUAAAAGCUGAAGUGGAGGUGUUUAAGAAUAAGGAGACAGGGGCUCUCCCCAAGGACCCAGUGGUACUUCACACCUUACUUAAAGAUGAACUUACCACCUCUAUCACCCAGCUAGAACACACCCUAGCCAUGGUGGCAGGACAGAAGGCAGAGAUGCUCAAACAGAUUGAGAGAGAUGAAGCCCGGUUGGAGGAACAAAGAGAAAUAAAAGCUGCCCUGGAGGUAAAGGUGGAAGAGAUCAUGGCACAAGAGACACCUGGAAACGAAAGAAGUUAUUUGAAAGAAUUGGAACAUAAAAGAAAAAGGGCCAUUGAAAAAAACAGAGAGCUUAUGUUGGAGAUGCGUGACUUUAUAGCAAAAUUCUUCCCGCCACCAACGUACAACCAAAUGAAGGAGUGGAGAAGGAAUCACCAGCAGCCAGGUACAGGACGGAGGUCUAACGAGUCCUACACCAGUUCUGAAAGCCUCAAUGGUGACGGUGUGGUCAGCUUGCAAGAUAUGGUAGAGCAUCUGAUGAACAAACUGCUGGACAGUCCACAUGACCCCUACCUGACCACUGACCAGUCUUACUGGCCUCCUUACUUGGAACUUCUGCUCAGGACUGGCAUUGCUUUAAAACAUCCAGAGGAUGGACACAGGAUCAAACUGGUCCCCUUUCACCUGUAAUCCUCUAAGUAAUGUGUGAGUAUGGACAGAAAUUCAAAUUUGUCCCAUUUCACUGGUUAUGCUAUAACUUAUAAGGAUGGGCAGAGGAUCAAACUGGUCCCUUUGCAACUGUAACACCCUGAGGAUAGACGUAGGAUCAAACUGGUCCCUUUCACCUGUAACACCCAGAGGAUAGACGUAGGAUCAAACUGUUCCCUUUCACCUGUAACACCCAGAGGAUAGACGUAGGAUCAAACUGGUCCCUUUCACCUGUAACACCCAGCAGAUGGACAGAGAAUCAAAUUUGUUCUCUUGUA
Messenger RNA from Lingula anatina, 1145 nucleotides. RefSeq names its product centromere protein K. The record is from RefSeq and is a predicted model, not a curated record. Lineage: Eukaryota; Metazoa; Brachiopoda; Lingulata; Lingulida; Lingulidae. Gene Ontology annotation, biological process: kinetochore assembly; mitotic sister chromatid segregation. Gene Ontology annotation, cellular component: nucleus.